AUGGGUCUCAGCCACUUUGCACUCCCCUGCGGCGAACACUACGUCGAGAUGCGAGAUUUCUACAAAGCCAUCCUUGCACCAAUAGGCUACGAGUUCAAGUUUGAAGCUCAAGGACCUACAGGCGCAUACUACUGCGCGUUUGGCGAGAAGAACAAGGGUCCUGACUUUUGGCUUGGCGGCGGGGGCAGUUCGCUCAAGAAGUACGACGGCAAUAUGGAGAACAGAACGUGUCCUGUUCAUUUCGCUUUCGAUGCUGAGAAUCCGAAGCAUGUUGAUGAGUGGCACGAGGCUGCCAUGAAAGCCGGUGCCGUUGAUAAUGGAAAGCCUGGGCCGAGAAAUUACAGGCCUGGGUACUAUGCUGCGUUUGUUCUCGAUCCUGUUGGAAACAACGUCGAGGUUCUUCAUUUGGGUUGA
Messenger RNA from Fusarium pseudograminearum CS3096, 414 nucleotides. RefSeq lists its product as uncharacterized. The record is from RefSeq and is a predicted model, not a curated record. The coding region runs from base 1 to 414 and encodes 137 amino acids. Lineage: Eukaryota; Fungi; Ascomycota; Sordariomycetes; Hypocreales; Nectriaceae. The transcript is spliced from 2 exons.